This is a messenger RNA of Staurois parvus, 411 nucleotides long. NCBI's taxonomy places the organism in Eukaryota, Metazoa, Chordata, Amphibia, Anura, Ranidae. The record is from the annotation of a GenBank genome assembly.
AUGCAGACUGCUUCUACAAACAUUUGUGAAAGACUGUGCAAUAAGUCCAUCAGUUACAUGUCCUUGCCUCUAAAUAUUCCACGGUCAACUGUUAGUGGUAUUAUAACAAAGUGGAAGCAACUGGGAACAACAACAACUCAGCCACCAAGUGGUAGGCCACGUAAAAUGACAGAGCGGGAUCAGCGCAUGCUGAAGUGCACAGUGCUCAGUAGUCGUCAACUGUCUGCAGAGUCAAUAGCUAAAGACCUCCGAAACUUUGUGUAGCCUUCAGUUUAGCACAACAACAGUGUGUAGAGAGCUUCAUGGAAUGGGUUUCCAUGACCGAGCAGCUGCAUCUAAGCCUUACAUCACCCAAGUGCAAUGCAAAGCGUUGGAUGCAGUGGUGUAAAGCACGCUGCCACUGGACUCUAG